CCCUAGCGGUAGGUGCUCAGGGAAUCACAAGGUUCUUGGCUCUAAAUUAAGAUCCAAGAAGCCUGAAGCUGUGGGCAGAGGAAGUGAGAAGGAAGGAAGCCAAAGAGACAGGAGUAGACAGACACCGGGGCCAGGAGGCAGCAGGGACCCCUCUGGGAUGCGGAAGGUGGGGCUGGGGGCUACUUUAGGGAGUUUUUCCCUAAGUGGAUGCUGAGAAGCAGUGGAUGCUGGGAAGCAGCAGCUGGCUGGCUGUAAAGGCUGAAAAUCUGGGUCACAGCUGAGGAAGACCUCAGACACGGAGUGCAGGAUGUGGCCUGCUCUAUUGCUGUCCCAACUCCUCCCUCUCUGGCCGCUGCUGUUGCUACCCCUCCCACUGCCCGUUCAGGGCUCCUCCCCUCGAUCCCCACCAUCCACGGCCCGUCCCCCCUGCGUCCGGGGUGGCCCCUCAGCCCCUCGCCAUGUGUGUGUUUGGGAGCGGGCUCCUCCACCAAGCCGAUCCCCACGGGUCCCGAGAUCACGUCGGCAAGUUCUGCCGGGCACUGCACCUCCUGCCACCCCAUCGGGCUUUGAGGAAGGGCCUCCCUCAUCUCAGUACCCCUGGGCUAUUGUGUGGGGUCCCACAGUAUCUCGGGAGGAUGGAGGGGACCCCAACUCUGUCAAUCCUGGAUUUCUGCCCCUGGACUAUGGCUUUGCAGCCCCACAUGGGCUGGCUACCCCGCACCCCAACUCAGACUCCAUGCGGGAUGAUGGAGAUGGACUCAUCCUUGGGGAAACACCUGCUACCUUGAGGCCCUUCCUCUUUGGGGGGCGUGGAGAAGGUGUGGACCCUCAGCUUUAUGUUACCAUCACCAUAUCCAUUAUCAUUGUUCUUGUGGCUACUGGCAUCAUCUUCAAGUUCUGCUGGGACCGCAGCCAGAAGCGGCGCAGGCCCUCAGGGCAGCAAGGUGCCCUGAGGCAGGAGGAGAGCCAGCAACCACUGACAGACCUGUCCCCUGCUGGAGUCACUGUUCUGGGGGCCUUCGGGGACUCACCUACCCCCACCCCUGACCAUGAGGAGCCCCGAGGGGGACCCCGGCCUGGGAUGCCACAGUCCAAGGGGGCUCCAGCCUUCCAGUUGAACCGGAUUCCCCUGGUGAAUCUGUGAUGCCCCCCCCUCCAUGUUGGGGUGCUGCCAAGCAGGAGGCCAAGUGGCCAGCAUAGCCACCAUCCACUGAGGGUGGGGCCACCGUGGGGAACUGGGACCAUGGUGGGGGGCUCCCAGCCCCUGCCCUUGCACACCACCCGGAACACUCACUGACCCCAUGGGCAAGCCCAACUGUCUGCCUCCAGUGGUUGGGGGCUUCCCACACUUGUGACUUUGGGUCCCCCACCCCCACCCUGCACACUCACAUAAAAGCCUUGCACACUCCACCGUCCACCCUCACAGGCCAUAGCACACUCUCAGCUCUCCAUUCUGCUCUGCUCUGUGUCCCCGUCCACGGCUGCUCAGCUGGCUCCUAGCCUCCCCCCCUCUCUCCUCCCUCUCUCUCUCUCUCUCUCUCUCUCUCUCUCUCUCUCUCUCCCUCUUGUUGCACAUGUUCUAUCCCCCUCUGCAUUUUCUGUGCCCAACUCAGACUGGGCUGUGCAUUUCUGGCCCAAUACAUGGCAUAGAGUACCUACUCUGCCUCAACACCCACUGGUCUAGUUUCUGUGGCCCUUGCAUGCUGCCCUAGAGGUGGGUGGGAGGUGAGCUAGGGGCUCCUUGGGCCGUCUGUCAUGGCUGCAUCUCAUUCCAUGUCUUAGGUUUCACUGUCCUUCCAUCCAUCCCAUUCCAAGGGCACCGGCAUUGCUCCGAGGGCUCCCCCAUAGGAAUGGGGGCAGUGAGGCCCAAUUGCUAAAUCCUGUCAUCCAUCUGAAAGAUGGCUUUGGGGGAGUCACCUGC
Messenger RNA from Cricetulus griseus (Chinese hamster), 1921 nucleotides. The record is from RefSeq and is a predicted model, not a curated record. NCBI's taxonomy places the organism in Eukaryota, Metazoa, Chordata, Mammalia, Rodentia, Cricetidae.